CCCGGAUGAUGCGUGUGAGGGCCCGAGAGCUAGUGGAGGGCGCCGCGCCGCUACUGACAGAGUGACACACUCCCUUCUCCUGGAGCUCCCUGGUUUUGCUGACUUAAAAGGAAAAGGAAGAGAAGCUUCCUAAUUCAAGGGCAGAGGACAACACUUGACUUGCUGGAGUAGUCCUCUUCCUCCAUAACUGAUCAGAUGCUGCUGCAGCAGCUAGUCUAAAUCCUCACAUCCCAGUGAUGCACCAUGCCAAUUGUUGAUAAGCUAAAGGAAGCUCUGAAACCUGGUCGAAAGGAUUCAGCAGAUGAUGGCGAUCUGGGGAAGCUCUUGGCUUCUUCUGCCAAAAAGGUCCUUCUACAGAAGAUAGAGUUUGAGCCUGCGAGCAAGAGCUUCUCUUACCAGUUGGAGUCCUUAAAGAGCAAAUAUGUGCUGUUGAACCCCAAAACAGAGGGUGCCAGUCGCCACAAGAGUUGUGAAGAGGCACAGAUCAGGAGACGGGGCAGUGAUCAUGGAUUUGAAAGUUAUAGUGAUGGUGUUCCAGCCCCACAGAAAGUUCUCUUCCCUAUGGAUCGGCUAUCUUUGAAGUGGGAGCGAAUUUACCGAGUUGGAGCAGGUCUCCAUAACCUAGGCAACACCUGCUUCUUGAACUCCACCAUACAGUGUUUGACCUACACACCCCCUUUAGCCAACUACUUGAUCUCCAAGGAACACACUCGGAACUGUCACCAAGGAGGUUUUUGUAUGUUAUGUGUUAUGCAGAAUCACAUGAUCCAGGCCUUUGCCAACAGUGGCAAUGCUAUCAAGCCAGUCUCCUUUAUCCGAGACCUGAAAAAAAUUGCUCGGCACUUCCGAUUUGGAAACCAGGAAGAUGCACAUGAAUUUCUUCGGUACAUUAUUGAUGCUAUGCAAAAGGCCUGCUUGAAUGGCUAUACAAAAUUGGAUCGCCAGACACAGGCAACUACUUUGGUCCAUCAGAUUUUUGGAGGUUACCUCAGAUCUCGUGUGAAGUGUUCAGUAUGUAAGAGCGUCUCUGAUACCUAUGACCCCUAUUUGGAUGUUGCACUGGAGAUCAGGCAAGCUGCAAAUAUUGUACGUGCCCUGGAGCUGUUUGUAAAACCAGAUGUCUUGAGUGGAGAGAAUGCUUACAUGUGUGCUAAAUGCAAGAAAAAAGUGCCAGCCAGUAAGCGCUUCACAAUUCAUAGGACGUCUAAUGUCUUAACCCUCUCCCUGAAGCGCUUUGCAAACUUCAGUGGGGGUAAGAUCACCAAGGAUGUGGGAUAUCCAGAAUUUCUCAAUAUACGCCCAUAUAUGUCACAAAGUAAUGGUGACCCUGUCAUGUAUGGAUUAUAUGCUGUACUUGUCCAUUCAGGCUAUAGCUGCCAUGCUGGACAUUAUUACUGUUAUGUGAAGGCUAGUAAUGGGCAGUGGUACCAGAUGAAUGAUUCUUUGGUCCAUUCUAGUAAUAUCAAAGUGGUUCUGAACCAGCAAGCCUAUGUUCUGUUCUAUCUCAGAAUUCCAGGCUCUAAGAAGAGUCCUGAGGGCCCCAUUGUAAAAACUGCCUCUGCCCUCUCUAGCCGAGCAAAUAAUGUAGUUGCUGAACACAUCAAGAAAAAUAUUAGUAAUGGUGUCAUCCCCUCACCACUAAUUGGAAAGAAACUGGACUUGGUAUCAGUGAAAAAACAUCAGACAGCAGAAGAAAAUGGUGUCCCAGUUUCCAGGAAUAGCUUUGUAGUAGGCCCUAAAUCACAGAAUGGAAGUGUUCAACUAAAACUGCCCCUAGGGUCCCUGUCCCCAAAACUUUCUGCAAAGCCCAUUCAUGGACCCAUCAUACUGGAUAAACUGGGGAAAAAAGUCAAGAAGCCUCUCUCCCUGCAACACCUUUCUCCAUCACUAAAAGUAUCUCAGGGGUUAAAUGGCAUCAGCAGCUUAUGUAGCACUAAACUUGAGAGCCGUAGGCAAGGCUCCUGGGAGAACAAGAGUGCUGUGCUAGUUACCUCACCUAAGCUCCUGCCUGAAGUGACUGUCAAUGGCCAUGGGCCAAAGGGUAAUGGUGAGUGUUCAGAUUCCAAGAGGAAGGAUUCCAUCAGUUCCAGCCCUGAGUAUUCUGCCAGUAGUGAGACAGCCAGGGGGCCUGAGACCCUGAAGAAUGGAGUUGGCUGUUUCUGUACUUCUCAGGAAACAGACUAUUCUGCUGGUGAGCGUACCAAAGAGCCACCUGGUGGAGAGGAUUCUAAGAUGGUGAAGUUAAAGUCCCCUAUCCUGACCAAUACUACCACUGAGCCUACAAGCAUCAUGUCACCCCCACCAGCCAAAAAACUGGCCCUUUCUUCCAAGAAGGCCAGCACCCUACGGAGGGCGACCGGCAAUGACCUCCAUUCACCUCCACAUUCAUCAUUUGCUGACCACACCUACCCCACGAAAAUCACCCACCCCGUCUUUGCCUCUUGGCCUGUCAGUAAAAUCAGGACUGUUUCACCUCCCAAAUCAUCAAAUUCUUUGAAGUCUGCCUUCAACUCCUAUUCAGUCAAAGCUUCACCACUUCCCUCCAGCUUCAGGCCUUCAGGGAUGACUGAACCACAUAGCUGCUCCUUUGCCUCCAAUCCCCUGCCUCAGGUAAAUGGGAACAUCAAGAUCCCUUCCCUCCAGCAGCAUGGGGCCAACAAUGCCCCUCAAAGCUUCUCCAAAAAGAGAAGGAAAAAGCAUACAGGAGAAGACAGGCCAUACAGAAGUCCAGAAGAAAUCUCACAGGGAAAUGGAGAGGCAGCUGACCUUUCUCAUGGAAAAAAAAAGAAGAAGAGGAAGCGUACAGAAGAAGGACAUAGAUCCUGGACAGAAGUUGCUGCAUCUCUUAUGCAGGAGGAACAAACACAGAGACCGACUUGGAAUAGAGAAAUAGGAAGGAGGUACGAGUUAGAUGUGACCGUUGAUGGGCUGGAGGAAGAGAGCAAAAACCAAGAGAUGAAUGGCAGUCACAUAGGAGAAAUGACUGAUGCCCCCUACCUUAGCAAGAAGAAAAAGGAGAAAAAAAGGAAGAGAAUGGAGGAAUAUAAUGAGGAACAUUGUCACUAUCAGAAAUCAUCUUUGGACAGCAGCUACUUUAUUUGUGAUAAGGAUGAGCCAGAGUCCAUUACAGAGUCCCCAAGGAAGAAGAAAAAAAAGAAAAGAAAGCAAAAUUCAGAACAGGAAGUAGAAGAGAACGAGCACCAAAAACACCAGAGAAAGGACUGCCAGAAUGACCACAAGAUCAUCCCUAAGGAAAACACUUUUUGCAAGGACAGCAACCAGUCUCAAUCUGUGAAUGGCCAGCAUCCUGGAAAUAUUGCUCCAUGUUUGUCUUUGGAGAAGAAACAGGCUCCUCUUCAGCUCUGGAAUAAAGAGAGAGAAUCUAAUAUAGUCCAGGAAUUGCUUGAAUAUUCAUCUGAUAAAGCUUAUGGGAAAAAAGUUUUGACAUGGGAUGGUGAAGUAUCAGCCAUCAGUCAGGAUGCCAUUCAAUAUAGUAGACUGGCCCAAAAUGAGACAGUGAUUGAUGACUGGGACAAAGAAUUUGACUCUGGGAAGGAAAAGAAAACAAAGAAGUUCAGGCGAGAGAAGAGGAGAAACUUCAAUGCCUUCCAGAAACUUCAGAGCAGGCGGAACUUUUGGUCUGUGACCCAUCCGGCUAAGUUUACAAGCCUUAGCUACCGCCGCUGAACUCUGCUGCUACUAAGAUAGCUUCCAGGAAAAAAAGUAUCACUCUGUGAGCUGUAGCUGCCUGUCUGUUGGAUCUAAAGAACAGAUGUUGUGGACCUUAAAUAACCCUGCUACCCAAAGGGUAUUUACACUGUGAACCCACUUUGUCAGGAGAAGUCUCCCUCUGCUACUGUUACAGAUCAUCCUGGAAUAGAGUCUUAUGGACCAUUAUUUUACAAAAAGGAAAAAUUUUAAGGCUUAGUGUCUUAGUGACUUCAAAAAUGAACUGUAGGAAAAGCCAGAGUCUGAUAGUACUGCAGAGAUGGCACUUCAUUGGGCUCAGGGUGUGGACUGAAUCUAGUUCAUUAAGUGAAUGUAAGAUAGAGAUUCUUCCACAACAAAGACUAUCCAGCCAAAGGAGAUCUAGGUACUGGUGUGUUUAAAAAAAUGAAAGGUGAAGGGAUGGAUUAGAUAGUUUAAUGAAAACUAACACCUCCUUCCCUUGAAUCCUAAGGGAAACUUAAAAAGAGGACACAUUUAGUAACCUUCAUGGUGAAAAAUCAUCUGCACUACAACUGCUGGCAUUUUAUAUGCUUCUGCUCACUGUCUUUAUUUUUGAGUGUGGAGCUGGCAUUUUUGUGAACCUGAGUGAUUUGUCUAUGCCUUUCCUGUCCAUCUUGCUGCAGUAAGCAGAAGUACUGCAUCAUUUCUCCUUUGGAAUGGAGGCUUUAGUUAAUAUUUCUCUUUUUCCUUGAAAAUUGCUGCUAUUGAUAUCUUCAUAGAGUAAAAAGCUGAUUUUCUGCAGUAUGAAUUUGUGAUGAGCUGGAAUUAUCUGUCCUUUGCUUCCAAGUAUGCUAUUUUUUUGCUCCAUUGUGACGGUGAAGUAGUUUACCUUACAGCUGCAAUAACCCAUGGAGGUGGUAGUCUUGGGGGUGAAACUUCUGUUUUACUUUGAUAUUUGAUAUAAGACAGUGUACUUAUUACCAGGCCAGUGGUAACAUAUUUUCCCUUUGCCCUUUUUCUGUAGUGCACACCCAUUUUGAUACUGUUGAUAGAAGUCCUUGGUUUAGACAAUACCCAGUAUUAUUUAUUGUGCCUUCAACAUUAGCAGUUUGAGAAGUAUGGAAAACUCAGUUUAUUUGGCAUUUUUGGAAAACAUAACUUCCACUAUAGGUAGGAAGAAGAAAGGUGAUAGAAAUUUCACACUUGGUAUCAAAUAGAGAAUCUAUAUGUAACUUAGAUUCAUUCCACCAAGUGGUUAUUUUGCACAGAACCUCCUGUUAUUUAUGUUUGUGCCACUUUCUUCUUAAUUUAACUUUGCCUUAUACUCUGCUAUCACCUUAAUUGGGGUUUUAAUGUUGACUGUGUAGACAGAACCUGCUUUGGAGGAGUUGUCAGCAUUGUAGACUUUGAUUUUUAAAUGGGCACAUUCAUUCAACAAUCAUUUAUUAAGCAGCUACUAUUUGCAGAACACUAUUUUGAGAAUAAUAAUACAUGUGGUCUGUCCUCAUUAGUUACUUCAAGUCUUGCAAAAACAGAAUUGUAGGGUUUGCUAAUGCUAAUUAGGGGACUUUUUGCUCUCCUCUUAGACUGCAGAUUUCUGAAUGUCAAUUUAUACUUCAUUCUCAUGAAAAAAGAAGCAGUCAUCAGUGUUCCUGUGGCUUAAUUAUCUAUUGCCAUGAUGGAGGAGAAGCAGCUGCUUUUUUUCAGUAAUCAUUUCUUCCUUAUGUUGAAAUUUACUCCUCUACAGAAUAUCUCCCAAGCCAUUUCUCUGUAAUGCCCUAUAGUUGAAAAAGAAAAUUUAAGUCUUCUACUAGUAUAAUAUCCUCUUUUAUUUUUUUCUCCCACCCUCAACCUAUUCCCUACUCCUAAACUUCUCAUAUAUCCCUUCCAUACUACAAUUAUGACAUCUUUUCCCCAUAGUCUUUGAAAAUAUACGUAUGACUUUCCAAAGCAUUUUAUCAUUGUCCAAAUGUAGACCGAAUGUAGACUAGCCAUUUCCUUUUAUAAAAAAUGAUUAACCAAAUUGGGAGAGGGAAGGGAUAGUGCCCAGAAAUAAUUUCAUACAAACUCUAGGGUGACAUGUACAUAAUUUACAUAUAUAUACAUACAUAUAAAUAUCUAUACAUACAAACAUAGGCAUAUAUAUGUCUUUUAUAAUAGCAGUCAUUCAGUUGACUUAGAAUGUGGAUUUUAUUUAACUUUGUGUUUAGGAGGUGAGUUGGGGUAGAGUAUGAUCUGUACUGUAAAGAUUCCCCUUCGAGUGAUAAAGUAUAAUAUCACUCACAAAUGAACUACCAUUGACUAGAUUGUUUUAUUAACCUGAACUUCAUUUUGACAAUUUUUAAAGUCUCAUAUUUAAUGGUUGUAUAAUCUCUCUAAUGUACAUGUGUGGAUAGAUAUGUCAUCUCCUUGUAUUUUGCACCUCCAGUUGAAGGGUGCUCAGUAGCCUCAGAUAUUGCCAAGAUCAUGGUGCAAUAAAACAAUGAAUUUUUGUGAGUUUU
This is a messenger RNA of Vombatus ursinus (common wombat), 6170 nucleotides long. It is a transcript of the gene USP36, whose product is annotated as ubiquitin specific peptidase 36. The transcript is spliced from 21 exons. Gene Ontology annotation, biological process: regulation of apoptotic process; protein deubiquitination. Gene Ontology annotation, molecular function: cysteine-type deubiquitinase activity; cysteine-type endopeptidase activity. NCBI's taxonomy places the organism in Eukaryota, Metazoa, Chordata, Mammalia, Diprotodontia, Vombatidae. The record is from RefSeq and is a predicted model, not a curated record. Gene Ontology annotation, cellular component: nucleus; cytosol. The coding region runs from base 244 to 3687 and encodes 1147 amino acids.